GAUCGUGUUCAAUGAGGUAGGCGGCGGGCGUAGAGCAUUCUUUGUCUGCUGUCUGUCGCCAGUCGCCAUUGAAUUAUAAACAUUAGUGUUGUCGUAACAUUCAUCAAGGGUUUUAUAAAUUAAACAAGCAGUAAAAUGGCUACUUCAAAGACAACGAAUAUGUAUAAUAGGCAAAAUUGGGAAGAUGCCGAAUUCCCAAUAUUAUGUCAAACUUGUUUAGGUGACAAUCCGUACAUUCGUAUGACAAAAGAAAGAUAUGGAAAAGAAUGCAAAAUAUGCAUGCGUCCAUUUACAGUAUUUAGAUGGUGUCCUGGUGCAAGAAUGCGGUUCAAAAAGACAGAAGUUUGUCAGACUUGUAGUCGCUUGAAAAAUGUGUGUCAGACAUGUUUACUUGAUUUAGAAUAUGGUUUACCAAUUCAAGUACGCGAUGCGGCACUUAAGAUCAAAGAUGACUUGCCCAGAUCAGAUGUAAACAAGGAAUAUUAUGUACAAAAUAUAGACAGUGAAAUUGGAAAAAUAGAUCCCACAUCACCAGCAGGUGCUGUUGGUAAAUCUGCAGCUGCUAGUGAUUUGUUGAUGAAACUGGCAAGGACUAGUCCUUAUUACAAAAGAAACAGGCCACAUAUUUGUUCUUUUUGGGUUAAAGGAGAGUGUAAAAGAGGAGAAGAGUGUCCAUAUCGUCAUGAGAAACCUACUGAUCCUGAUGAUCCAUUAGCUGAUCAAAAUAUCAAAGAUCGUUAUUACGGAGUUAACGACCCUGUUGCUGAUAAAUUAAUGCGCCGAGCUGCAGCUAUGCCUAAGUUAGACCCACCAGAGGAUAAAUCCAUUACAACUCUCUAUGUUGGCAACUUAGGCGAUGUUUUAACAGAAAAACAAUUACGCGAUCAUUUCUAUCAAUAUGGUGAAAUACGCUCCGUUACUAUGGUUCCUCGUCAACAGUGUGCUUUCAUUCAGUACACACAGAGAAGUGCUGCCGAAGCAGCAGCAGAGAGAACAUUUAACAAAUUAAUAUUAGGAGGGCGAAGAUUAACAAUUAAAUGGGGACGUUCACAAGGAAGGCAAACUGUAUCCGCAGCAGAAGCAACUAGAGAAAUCUUGGAGCCUGUGCCAGGUUUACCAGGUGCUUUACCACCUCCACCAGAAAGCAUGGGAAAUAAUUUUUUCAAUCUACAAACUACUCCUGGCAUGAUGCCACCAAUGAUGAUUCCACCUCCACCAGUUGCUCCCCAAUUUAUGUUCCCACCUCAAAUGGCAGCUGCCACUGCAACACCUAUUUUUCCACCUGGAACAACUCCAAUACAUUAUCCAAGUCAAGAUCCAUCAAGAAUGGGUGCAUCUCAAGGCAUAGGAAAACCUUGGCCCGAGGAAUAGUAAUAACAAUAUUUUGAUUUUUAUUGUAAUUAUAAUAAAAAGUGUAUAAAAAAAUAAAUAUAUAUCUUUGAUUUUGUUUAAA
This is a messenger RNA of Bombus pyrosoma, 1453 nucleotides long. RefSeq names its product pre-mRNA-splicing factor RBM22. The record is from RefSeq and is a predicted model, not a curated record. The transcript has 3 exons. Gene Ontology annotation, molecular function: U6 snRNA binding; metal ion binding; pre-mRNA binding. Gene Ontology annotation, cellular component: U2-type catalytic step 1 spliceosome; U2-type catalytic step 2 spliceosome; Prp19 complex. Lineage: Eukaryota; Metazoa; Arthropoda; Insecta; Hymenoptera; Apidae. The coding region runs from base 136 to 1371 and encodes 411 amino acids.